Molecule: messenger RNA, 4156 nt
Organism: Cynoglossus semilaevis (tongue sole)
Lineage: Eukaryota; Metazoa; Chordata; Actinopteri; Pleuronectiformes; Cynoglossidae
Gene: lnx1
Product: ligand of numb-protein X 1
Exons: 12
Coding region: 963-3266 (767 amino acids)
Biological process (GO): ubiquitin-dependent protein catabolic process
Cellular component (GO): cytoplasm
Molecular function (GO): ubiquitin-protein transferase activity; protein binding
Source: RefSeq, a predicted model, not a curated record
CAUCAGAAACGGGGAUAACGACUGUUUUCAUGCAAAGCCGUAGUCACACACACGCAUCUUUACAAAAGCAGCUAUUGUCAGAGAGGAGCAAAACCACAACAGAGAGAAGGCAUUAUGGGUAAGCAACAGGUAUAAUGCCGUACACAGGUUUAAAGCACUUUCUGCUCAGACAUGUUGUCAUUUCCUCAGAUUAUGGGCAGCUAACGCUGAGUGUGCUGGUGUGUACAGGAAGGUCUGAUCAGAAUCACUUCUGUUGGUGGAAAAGCAGUGUUUUAUUUUUAGAGCCCAGUUGUCAAUGACCUGCUGUGACCUCCGACCAGGAUUCACAUCACUUCACCCCCUACGUUACUUACGUUUGUACUGUGUAUUUAUACAAAUGAAACAGAUGAAAAUACUUUCCAUAAUCCUGCCCCAUUCUUUUACGUCUUACUUUUCUUUUUACUUCUUUGGAAAUUCCAGCUUCUCUAAAACUCCCAGAGCAGGUUUGGGCAGCUCCCUUGUUUACCUUUUCCCUGGCCCCCGCCCUGCAGCUCACUUCCUGAUCACCUUGGCCUGUCGAAGGUGUGCUGCCUCAGAGCUCACACAUGAGCAGCAGGGCUGGAGAAUUCCCUCAAGACUGACAAGCAGAUAAAAUUUCUUUGCUGUCGGACCGGCAGCCAAUCCACGGGCUGCGUGACUGGGACAAAGUCCCCUUCACUGAGUCAUCUAACUCCCCCGUCCUUCCCUCCACCUUGGCUCUCUGCGGUUUAACGUUACACCCUGUGCUGAGUUUUACCUGUUCAGGUGAAAUGCUCAACUGAAAGUGAGUGUCUCUUAUUGGCCAGACCAAACAGGAAGUCGUCUGCUGCACCUGUGAGAUCAUGUUCCGUCAGGAUAGAUACUUGACGGAUCCUACCAGACAUUCAACCACCUUAUGAGUACUUAGAAGGAACGAGCAGUAAUUCAACAAAGGUGCCGUUGCGAUGGCCGAGGCAUCUGCACCACCUCUGUCCCCCUCCGACUAUGACCUCAUGACCCCACCUCCUGACCUGUGCGAGGCGUGCGGCCACAGUCACCAGCUGGAGGAGAAUCACGAGUACCUCUACAAGGAUGAGGUGGACGACGACCUGGUCUGUCACAUUUGCCUGCAGCCGCUCAUCAAGCCCCUGGACACGCCCUGUGGACAUACGUACUGCCAGGAGUGUCUCACCAGUUUCCUGCUGGAGAGUGACUUUUGUCCCGUAUGCCGCGCGCCCCUGAUGCUUCAGAGCUGCAGGAAGCCCAGCCUGCUGGUUCACAAACUACUGGACAAACUCAGUGUGGCGUGUCCGUUCACUGACCACUGUGACGAGAUCGUGGCACGUGGUGAUCUGCAGGACCACAUCAAGGGCAGGUGUAAGGGAGCCUCACACUAUGGGCUCUCCGCAGACAGGAAGAGGCGCUCACAGGAGGGCGAAUGCACCGACAGUACGUCAGAACUCACCAUUGCAACGCUGCCCGGCGACGGGCCCACGUCCUCUGCUGCGGUUGCCCUCCUGUCAGAUGAGCAAGGUUUGGUCAAUCCCGCUUUUGACCCCAGCAUGGAGGACAACAGCCAAUCAGGCAGCACAACCAGCCUGGCCGCUCGCAGCAGCAGCAAGAAGCUCAGAAAUUUUGACCUCUCUUCUGUGAGGAGUCUCUCCUUCAGGAAGUUAAACCGGGCGUUCAGUGUCCUACGGAGGACCAAGAGUGGCACCGCCGUGAGCAACGAGACAUCGGAGGAGAGGGACAAUGCCAGGAACGCCACGGUUCCACAGGAAGUGCUGGCUCUUCCUCAACUCCAUCACCUGAUCCCUGAUGGUGAAGUUACCAGUAUUAAGAUCACCCGGGCGGAUCCCUCAGAACCGCUGGCCAUAAGCAUUGUUGGAGGAAAUGAGACACCGUUGGUUCGCAUACUGAUCCAGGAUAUUUACAGGGAGGGCGUCAUUGCACGGGAUGGACGCUUACUUCCCGGGGAUAUGAUUCUCAAGGUGAACGGCAUUGACAUUAGCAACGUUCCCCACUGUUACGCCGUAGCGACCCUUAAACAGCCUUGCCAGCUCCUGCGGCUAACGGUGCUCAGAGAACAGCGCUAUCGCUACCGUUCCCAUGGCCAUCAGCACAGCCACGGUCACAGCCAUGAUGGAGCCGGAGGUCAUCCGCCGCUCGGCCUACCCCACCAUCAGUUAAGGGAUGACAGCAUCCAUGUAGUCCUGAGCAAAAGCACUCCGGACGAGCAGCUGGGCAUUAAGUUAGUGAGGCGUCCAGACGAGCACGGAGUCUAUAUAUUUCACCUGCUGGAGGGUGGACUGGCAGCACGUGAUGGACAGUUAUGCGUGGGUGACCAAGUGCUGGCCAUCAAUGGACAUGAUCUACGUUACGGAGCGCCGGAGCACGCUGCUCUCCUUAUCCAGGCGAGUGAGGAGGGUGUCCACUUCAUAGUGUCCCGCCAGAUCUGCCUACCGACUCCAGACAUCUUACAGGAAGCUCCAUGGGCCAUGGACGGUCCCCCGCCAUAUUCUCCAGUGGAUAUAGAGCAAACACUACUGGAUGCUUGUCAGAAACCUGCGUGUUACGAGAAGACAGUCACUCUGACCAAGGAACCCUACGACUCCUUGGGUAUGACUGUAGCAGGGGGCAUGUCCAGCCGAGGAUGGGACCUCCCUAUUUAUGUGACCAAUGUGGACACUGAUGGAGUAGUGGCCCAGGAAGGCUCCAUCCGCAAGGGUGACAUCUUGCUAAAUGUGAACGGGGUAGAUUUGACCGGAGUGACGCGGAGUGAGGCAGUGACCAACUUGAAAAACACCUCCUCUCCUGUUGUGCUCAAGGUCUUGGAAAUGCGCUCUCCUGAAGAGAGCCUCCAGGAGUGCACACUGCCGCCCUGCCUCACAAAUUCACCUACAGAUUCCACCAAGAGUCUGCUGUCUAACGACGACUACUCCCCUCUCUGGGUGUCAUGGCUGCAGUUGCCCAGGCACCUGUACUGCUGCAAAGAUAUCGUCCUGCGGCGGAGCACGUCAGGCAGCCUCGGCUUUAGCAUUGUGGGAGGUCAGGAAGAGGUCAACUGCAAUCAAUCCUUUUUUAUCCGCUCCAUUGUGGAAGGGACACCAGCAUACAACGAUGGCAGGAUAAGGUGUGGGGACAUCUUACUGGAGGUAAAUGGCAAGAGCACUUGGGGUAUGACUCACACAGCACUGGUGCGUCUUCUAAAGGAGCUGCGGGGCAGGAUUACCCUGACCAUUGUCUCAUGGCCGGGCAGUCUGCUGUAGCUCUGCCCCAGGCCCUCCAACACUGCUUUAAGUGGCACAGACCAAGGAAUGUGAACGGUAGAGCUUUAGACUGGCUGACAUUUCUUAAGCUUGCUAUGUGGAAGAAGCUUAGAAUAGUACUGUAGCUCUAUGGAUAUCUCACCUGUGGUGGACAUCUAAGACUUUGUCAGGAGUUUAAAGAGGGGGGGAGCAGACCUGAUUGUUACCUGAGAUCAACAAAGCCCUCCAAGAAUGCCAAACUGGAGAAAUCCAGGCCUGAUCAGGAUGAUGAUGAUGAUGAUGAUGACGAUGAUGAUGAUGAUGGACAUUAUCUGUUUGUGGUGAUUCUCUGAACCAGCAUUCAGUCAAUACGUUUGGUGGCCGGAGAGGAGAGACAAAACGUUGCCAAUUUCAGUAGUUAGUAGGGUAUCUGUAAAGUUGGACUCACAUUUCUUUACUGUACAUGUUGGGUGUCUUAAAAGUACUGAUCCAAGCACUUGUAAUACAUUUACUUUGUCGUCCAAUGGCCUUUAAAUAAGCUUCACCGGGUUUGUACUGACAGUGGUUGUUAUCAUCGUUCGUUGACCUGAGGACACGUUGCCAAGUAGUAGUCUGUGUUUAGGUUUUUUUCUUUACUUUCAAAAGCUAUGGCUGAGUCAACACACCACUGGCAAUGAAAAAAAUAAAAUAAAAACAUAACAGAUCAAUGUGUUUAUAACAUGUUAAACUAUUGACAUUGUGGAGGCCUUACUUAUUUUCUUACCUUUAAGAAAAAAAGCUGACUUUGUUUCCGUGUAUCAGUGGAUGGUCUCGGCCCGUCUGCUGUGGUUCUGUCUGUCAUGCUUUGGCCUGUGUAAUAUAUCUGAUGGUAUUUUUCUGGUUAAAUGAUCAAUAAAGUCGACAAAAAGCUG